Molecule: messenger RNA, 1196 nt
Organism: Melopsittacus undulatus (budgerigar)
Lineage: Eukaryota; Metazoa; Chordata; Aves; Psittaciformes; Psittaculidae
Product: nuclear transport factor 2
Exons: 5
Coding region: 390-773 (127 amino acids)
Biological process (GO): protein import into nucleus
Cellular component (GO): nuclear pore central transport channel
Molecular function (GO): nuclear import signal receptor activity
Source: RefSeq, a predicted model, not a curated record
CCGAAUGGUACAUGGUGCGGUGCAGCCCCACCCCGCGCUCGUUGGCCGCGGCCCUUCCGUGGACUGGGCUGCAUCCUGUGGUCACAGCCGCCCUGACUUUCUCCGUCUUUGAGACGCCGGCAGCGCAGUCUCGGAGGAGCCGCGGCCAGCGCCCGCACUUAACGGCUGAAGGAGCCGCUUUGUCUGAGGCUGAGGGGUCUGGGCGCGGUCUCACGGGAGGUGGUGGUAGGCCUCUAUCCUGGCUCUUCCGGUAAGAGCGAGGGGUCUGAGUCCUGAGGGCGUAGUUCCGGGUGGCUGGGAGGUGACGGCUGCUCCUCUGACCUUCCAAAGUAUCGGCACUGCACGGGAGAACGGCUGUCUGAGCCACAGGCUUUAGGUGAGGAUUCAGAAUGGGAGACAAGCCUAUCUGGGAGCAGAUUGGGUCCAGCUUCGUACAACAUUAUUACCAGCUUUUUGAUGCAGACAGGACUCAGUUAGGAGCAAUAUAUAUUGAUGCAUCAUGCCUUACAUGGGAAGGACAGCAAUUCCAGGGCAAAGCAGCUAUUGUUGAAAAACUCUCUAGCCUCCCUUUCCAAAAAAUACAGCACAGCAUCACAGCACAAGACCACCAACCUACACCUGACAGCUGUAUACUCAGUAUGGUAGUGGGACAGCUUAAGGCUGAUGAAGAUCCUAUCAUGGGAUUCCACCAGAUAUUUCUAUUAAAGAACAUCAACGAUGCCUGGGUUUGCACCAAUGACAUGUUCAGGCUAGCACUGCACAACUUUGGCUGAGCUGGCAACCCUGAGGCACCCCAGCUUUUUUUUUUUUUAGGUUGGUUUUUUUUUGACUCCUCUCCUCUUACUGGUAUUAUUCACACUCAUGGAACAUUCCAAAUAUCAUACACAAACCUGCAGUGCUGCAGAGUAUGAGCAAAGCAAGAGCUGUGACCUGCCCUUCUGCUGAGUUUACAUUGUCAUAGAUGACUUUUUUGUGCAUGAUGUUUGGAAGUUAGACUUAGCUGCAUUUGACAAGAGAAAUUUGUGUUGUACCAGCAUGCCUUGGAAAGAAGUAAUAAUGCAAAAGGUGGUUGUUUAUGUACUGACACAAUGCUCUAUAACCCAAAGAAAUGAAAGAACAGCAGCCUGUACAUCCCAGAUAUUGAUGUGUUCAGAUGUUUCACUGCUACACAAUAAAACCUUGAAAUUUUCCUAACA